Messenger RNA from Schizosaccharomyces osmophilus, 1035 nucleotides. It is a transcript of the gene dsk2, whose product is annotated as UBA domain protein Dph1/Dsk2. The record is from RefSeq and is a predicted model, not a curated record. Gene Ontology annotation, molecular function: polyubiquitin modification-dependent protein binding. Lineage: Eukaryota; Fungi; Ascomycota; Schizosaccharomycetes; Schizosaccharomycetales; Schizosaccharomycetaceae. Gene Ontology annotation, cellular component: cytosol. The coding region runs from base 1 to 1035 and encodes 344 amino acids. Gene Ontology annotation, biological process: ubiquitin-dependent protein catabolic process. The transcript has a single exon.
AUGACAAACAUCUCGUUAACGAUUAAAGCUGCGAAUGAUCAAAAGUACACUGUUACUGUUGACAGUGAAUCUAGCGUUACAAAUUUGAAGCAGGCUAUAGCACCUGUAGCUAAUGUUGAGGUUGAACGCCAAAGACUAAUUUACGCUGGACGUGUUUUGAAAGAUGAAGAAUCUUUAAAAACUUAUAAAGUUCAAGAUGGCCAAAGUGUCCACUUGGUUCGUUCUUUAGGGCAGAAUCCUACAGCAGCUGCCAGUAAUGUUCAGGAUCGCACACAACAAGUACCAACAAAUAUUCAGGCAGGACAAGGCGCAAACGACCCAUUAGCCAAUCUCACAAGUGCUCGUUAUGCUGGAUACAAUAUACCCCUCCCUUCUGCUUCCAUGUUUGGUCCUAAUCCUGAAAACCCUGUACCUCCAUCCACCGAUGACCUUGCCAACAUGCUGUCAAAUCCAAUGGUUCAGUCAUCCAUUAACGAAAUGUUCUCCAAUCCUCAGAUGCUGGACAUGAUCAUCAACAGUAGUCCUCAUCUCCGCAAUGCUCCUCCUUAUGUACGUCAAAUGAUGCAGUCUCCAGAGUUCCGACGUGCCAUGACAGAUCCAGAUACUAUGCGCCAAAUGGCUCAAAUGCAACAACAACUGGGUGCUGCUGGUAUAGACCCAUCGAGUUUGAUGGGUGGUUCUGGUCCUGGUAGCUUAGGCAGCUUAGGCGGUUUAGGUGGUAUGGGUGGUUUAGGUAAUCUAAAUCCCGCCGGCGGUCCUGGAGCCACUGAUGAAUCUGUUGAUCCAAACUCGGCUGCGAGCACAAUUCAAGGCUUGCUAAACAACCUUUCUGGUGGCGGUAUGGGAGGUGGAGCCAGUCCUGCUGCCACGGCUGCUCCAACUCAGAGCACUCAACCUCCUGAAGAGCUUUACGCUCAGCAAUUAAGUCAACUUAACGAAAUGGGAUUUGUUGACUUUGAGCGUAAUGUUCGUGCCCUUCGUCGAAGCGGUGGUAAUGUUCAAGGUGCAAUUGAAUCUUUAUUAAGUGAAUUCUAA